AUGCGCCUGUUGGAUCUCCCGCCUGAGCUUUGCGAUGAAAUAUUCCGCCAGACAGUCCUUAUCUGGGGCCUAGGAGCGUACACAGCGAGAUUUGUAUGCAAAACCUUCGAUUAUGGAAUUACUCAGGCCUAUAUGAACGUGGGAGUAAUGAGAAUUCUGCUUAAAACGAUGUGUUAUCGGCUCCCUCGACACCUGCUUUACAAUUAUAUAAAGCUCAGAAUUCUUCGCGAUGAAGAUAAUUCGACAUAUUUACUCCACACUAUCAGGGAGACACUUAAUGCCUUGCUCCAGGCAGAAAACACAACUUCCCAGGAGGUUAAGGCUGAAAAGGCCCUGGUCCUGGCCAGAGCAGCAUAUUCUUCUGUUAGAACCUAUAUUAUCGUUGAGUCACUUGAAGGAAAGUGUAUAUGGGAAAAGGGAUACCGCCGUAAAACGCAAACUCCUAAGUCACCUAUCCACGUUCUAUCCGCGGCGGUUCAUGAUGGCAACUUCCAGGUGGUGACUGAGCUAUUGAAACGAGGUGUCUCGUGCAAUCAAUCUAGCCAGGUAUUCGGACCUCCACUUUGCAUCGCAGCAUAUAAAGGAAACAAGGAAAUGGUCAAACUUCUACUCAAGUUUCGUGCCGAUCCAGCUUACUUCUAUCGACUUCAUGAACGAUCUCAUCCUCGAACUCCUCUCCAAGCAGCUGCUUAUGCCGGUCAUGACGAGAUCGUAGACCUCCUUCUUCAGCCAAAGCUCGGUGUACCCAAGUUCGGCAACAGAUUCUAUAGAGCCCUGGUGUUUGCUGCCAGAGGGGGCAAUUUCAACACUUUUAAACAGCUUGUGGAUGCUGCAGCUCCGCAGAAUAAUCCUUUAUUUCAAUGGGCAGAUUGCCUCAUGGCCGCCUGUUAUUCUGGUUCGGUGUAUCUUGUACGCUUUAUAUUAUAUAAAGGCGGGGAUGUGGGAUGCAUGAGACGAUCUGACACACCGCUAAUACUCGUCGCCAGGAAAGGGUACCAUGAAAUAGCUCGCGCGCUUCUGGAAGCUGGAGCUGAUCCAGAUUAUGAUUCAUACUGUCAUUCAGCUCUGACUAUAGCGUCGAGGUAUGGUCGGCUGGAGAUGGUACGCCUGCUCUUACAGUUUGGAGCAUGCUCUAAUGCAAGAUUUGGGGCAGUCCCAAAUGCGGCAGCAGCGGGCAAUAAAGAUAUCAUUCAAUUGCUACUUGAUCACGGAGCUCAGGUUUCUGGGGCGGAACCCAACAAAUGGGGCGAUACUGGACAGUAUAUGGGCCAAUGGGCUUAUAGACAGGCAAUCGAUCAUGGCCACGAUUCACUGGCUUCCUGGUUAUUGACCCUUGGAGUUGAUAUGGAUAAUCAUAUUGAUACUAUAUAUGAAUGGAGUUGUGACGAAUCCCCAAUUAUAACCAGUGACGAGGAUGAACUGCUAGAAGAAGAAGAAGAGGAAGGUGAAGGUAAUGAAAACGAAGAAGACAAGAAUGGAGAUAGCUGA
Molecule: messenger RNA, 1488 nt
Organism: Nannizzia gypsea CBS 118893
Lineage: Eukaryota; Fungi; Ascomycota; Eurotiomycetes; Onygenales; Arthrodermataceae
Product: ankyrin
Exons: 2
Coding region: 1-1488 (495 amino acids)
Molecular function (GO): protein binding
Source: RefSeq, a predicted model, not a curated record